AUGGUCUUUUGUGAUGACGAAGACGAAAAUCUUGGUGGUUUCACUUACAGUCCCUUCCAAAUCUGGACUGAGAGUGAAGAUGAGGUGCAAGUCACGAAAGGGCAACUCCAAUCCCUCCAUGAAAAGAUUGAUCAACUGAUUCUCUCUAUCAAAGCUUCAUCCACUGAUGCAUACGCCAAAGCAGUUGUUGAGUCUCUCUUUGAGCAAAUCAUGAAGCAACACUCUGCUACUGUUACAUCAUCGAAUAAUGUUGUCGUCGAUUCUGUUGAGGUUUGCAAGUCUACGACCAAAAAAGUCUAUAAACUAAUUGGAGAUACUAAUCCUUUCAUGGAGAAAUUCCAAACCACUUUCAAUUCCAACACCACAUCAGCAAACGAAGCAUUGAAGAGUAGCGGUUCUCUCUUCAAGAUUGAGAAGACGAAACUCCAAGAGAUUCGUACUGGUCUUAAAACCGACCAUGAAUCCUUUCAAGCCACUAUCUCCUCUCAGCUUUAUCAGCUUAAAGACGAACUAGUGAAGGAGAGUACCCUGAAGAACUCUCUCGCUCUCAAGUCAGAAGAAGCCAAGGUGUUAAGUACCAAACAUGAAGCUUCGGAGAAGCAGGUCCAUGAUUUGUUAUCUGAGAGGGCAAUCAUGCGCAGCUGUAUAACUGAUAUUACUGGCAUGCUCUCGGAUAUCAUUGAGACUAGGGACUCCAUGAUCACCAAUACCAUGUCUAAGCAUCUGGCAGAAAAGUUAAAGCCAAUCUUCGCCAUGCUUCACCGCCUUGAAGGUGUUUCUGAUCAAUCCUUUCAUCCGAAACAAGGGGGAGAAAGUGCAGCUGGUGACGAAUCCAAAGGCAAGGAAAAGUUGUUCCGUGACGAAUCAAUUCUUGAUAAUGAAGACGAAGAAGAGGCUACUGAAGAAGAACUAAAAAGGCGAAAAGUUCGUGAGGCUGAACUGGAUGAGCACUAG
Messenger RNA from Lactuca virosa, 954 nucleotides. The record is from the annotation of a GenBank genome assembly. NCBI's taxonomy places the organism in Eukaryota, Viridiplantae, Streptophyta, Magnoliopsida, Asterales, Asteraceae.